AUGGCUACGACACCCACGGAUCAAGUUAGUAUAAAUGUCAUGCGUAAAUCGGAUGGUAAAUUCCUUGGCUUUAUUUUACCUGAGAAAACGACCAUUCACGAGUUGAAAAAUGAAUUAAAACUACGUUUAACUCCUCAAUUUACUCAAGGUUGUCGUUUGAUAUUUCGUGAUCACGUACUGAAAAGUAAAAAUACAUUGAAACAUUAUGGUCUCAAAGUGGGUGUUAACCAACAAGACAUACUCAUGGAUGACUCCAAAGAUUGGAAAUCAUCGUCAUCAUCAUCGGAAGAAGAACGAUAA
Didymodactylos carnosus is the source of this 300-nucleotide messenger RNA. The record is from the annotation of a GenBank genome assembly. Lineage: Eukaryota; Metazoa; Rotifera; Eurotatoria; Philodinida; Philodinidae.